This is a messenger RNA of Bipolaris zeicola 26-R-13, 480 nucleotides long. RefSeq lists its product as uncharacterized. The record is from RefSeq and is a predicted model, not a curated record. The coding region runs from base 1 to 480 and encodes 159 amino acids. NCBI's taxonomy places the organism in Eukaryota, Fungi, Ascomycota, Dothideomycetes, Pleosporales, Pleosporaceae. The transcript has 2 exons.
AUGCCCGAAUUCAGCGACACCCCACCAGCUGCACAUCAAAUUUCCCUGCUCCUGCACACAGCGGUCGACUUCGGCCUCAAUUCAGGCGUCGGUAUUGGUAUUAUUCAAAGCACGGCGCCAGCGCGCAGUAAAAUCAGGCGAAAAUGCACUGCCACACGCAUCAAGGUGCAGAGUAUCAUGGUGCUCUGCAGUUUGCCAGCGGUGGUUGAACUGAUUAAACAUCACCAAGCUCACGGUCCUAAUAGUCUCGAAUCAGUGGUCAGCAAGGAGGACCGCUCGAUGAUCAGAAGAGUCCUGGCGACUGUAAGGCGACUGUCGAGAUACGAUGUUCAAGUCUCAAUCGUAGAAAAUGGGGCAGAAGGCGACAUUGGGAAAGCAACGAGAGCAAAGAUGAUAGCCAGCCACAGGAAGAAGAGGCUGCUUCGUCGCCGUCGUCACGAACGACGAAUCAUGUCAAAAAAAUGCCGAGAUGGCGGAUGA